GUUACAUAUUGUAUGUUUCGCGAUGUGCCGUAUUAUAACAACCAAUCAGUCAGUCGAAGCACAAUCAUGUCUGCUAUUCAAUCAGUAAACAUUGAAGAUAGAGCCUUAAAAGUUCUCUUCAAUGAUGGAACGUCUAUAGUGUUCGAAGACUGUUGGCUUAGAGAUAAUUGCAGGUGUUCGAUGUGUUACGAUGCAAAAAUUAUCCAGAGAUCUAAACAUUUACUCGACAUACCAGAUGUAACCAUUAACAGCGUGGAGUACGACGCAAGUAAAGUUCUAAUAAUAUGGAGCGAUAAUCAUGAGUCCAUUUAUAAGGCAGAUUUUUUAUCGGAGUUUGAGUACAAAACUUGGACAAACAAAAGAAGACGACGGCCGCUUCUCUGGCGUGGAAAAGAAGUGGCAAACAAAGUACCUAGAAUCCAUGUCGACAAGUUUCUUGGCUCCGUGGAGGGUGCUGAAGCUGUUUUCACAAGCAUUGUAGAUUAUGGAUUUGCACUUAUUGAUGGACUGGAAGUAUCAAUGGAGGCGACAGAGAAAGUUUGCAAAGCUCUAGGCGGUAUUCAGCAUACGAUGUUCGGUGGGAUGUGGAAGGUGCAAAACAACAUGUUGCAUUCUGAUACCGCUUACACUAACAUACCGCUGUCGCCGCAUAAUGAUAACACUUACUUCAACGAGGCCGCGGGGCUACAAAUUUUUCAUUGUCUGGAACAUUCCAAUGGAACUGGCGGGGAAACGAUCCUCGUGGACGGAUUCUACGGAGCGUCACAGUUGAAGAAAGAGUACCCAGAGGAUUAUGAAUUUCUCACUAAAUUUAACGUUGAAGCAGAGUACAUGGAGGACGGUCAUUACUUAAGAUACUCAGCACCAGUCAUACAAGUGGAUAAUUUGAAGGAUAUUACGCAAAUAAGGUUCAACGUUUUCGAUCGUGCACCGAUGGCAUUCUCCAGUCGAGAGGAAUGCCGAGCGUACUAUCGCUCGCUGAGGAAUUUAUCAAGAUACUAUGAAAAUCCGGAAUGUCAGUUGAAGUUUAAACUUGUGCCAGGACUUGCUGUGGUAAUAGAUAACUUCCGUCUUCUUCACGGUAGAACAGGUUUUACGGGUAAACGCGUGCUUGGCGGUAGCUACGUAGCGCGCUCUGAAUGGCUGAACAAAGCACGAACAUUGCGCGUUAUCAACUAAUUGUGUAUAGCGUUAACUUCUUAUCUUUUGUCUCCUUGCUCCUUUAGUAGUUUCUUCCUUAUUCAAUUGAUGAACUCCGGUCUUCAAAAAUCUAUACUGACGGCUCAUGGUAUACAUAACCUAUCUCAUAAGAAACGAAUAAUUAAAAUCUAUUAACUCAAAUAAGAGUGAAAAAACACACCUCAUAAUAAUUCAUAAUUCAUUUAUUUCAAGAAGGCCCAGUUUGUAAGCACUUUUGAAACGUCAAGUCAGUCUGUUUGCAGUGACUCUACCUCCUAAUCUCUACUCUAACAUUAACAUCUACUGUAUUUUUGCCGUUGUAUCUAUUUACGAAACUUAGAAAAAGUCAUAUUUAUUGCUAGCUAGACAAGAUUGACAUAAGGCUAGAUUGACAUAUGAAAACUUGUAUACAAAACUCUUCUUUAUCUUAUUUAAAUCAAAUAGGGUUAAUUUGAAUAUUUCCGCACUAGAAAUAGCUGUGUCUGUUGAUCCCUCACGAGGUGGACAGACGAUAAAGACGGGUCUCAAGGAGUUACCGGAACCAAUCAUCACAAUACCGUACAGAGUUGAAAUCCGUAAUAGUGAGUUUACCUAUUAGGGGUAUGGCAAGUUAUAAGCCAAACCCCUAAUAGGUUCCCACGCGACAUAGUACUGUGAUCACGUAAAUCGCUUAGUGGCACGUAGUGGUCUUAUAACGCGUCUUCAGGUCAGCUCACAAAAAGUAAAACAAGUAAACUAGCCAAAAAAAUGAAAAUUUGGCGUUAUUUGGCUGCGAAGAGCCUUUCCCACGGCAAGAAUAUGGACAAAUUUUAUAGCAAAGAUGGUGUAAUAAGCGGUAUUGACGCAAUGAACUUUUUUUGUCAAUUUGAUUAUUCAUAAAGAGCUUCUAUUAUGUUUUGUGUCCAACCUCGCCAGGACAUUAAUAACAUCCUGUCCUCUGCCGAACAAAGCAGCGUCCUUUAACAAGGAUUACAUGUAAUGACGGAUUAGUAUGGCAUUAAUAUUACACACGAUCUUAUUAAUGAACAUGGGAUAGGGCUUGUGGCACUAAUCCAUAGCUUAUCCUUUUCUCGCCUCGUUCCAUUAUCUAUUAUGUACGUUUGACAGUGACGAAUCAUGGCUAUUUUCCGUUCCUGCAUUUAUUUAAUCAAUAUAUUUUUAUUUAUAUA
This is a messenger RNA of Pararge aegeria (speckled wood butterfly), 2348 nucleotides long. RefSeq names its product trimethyllysine dioxygenase, mitochondrial (gene Tmlh). Gene Ontology annotation, biological process: carnitine biosynthetic process. Gene Ontology annotation, molecular function: iron ion binding; trimethyllysine dioxygenase activity. Bases 13 to 1179 code for a protein of 388 amino acids. The record is from RefSeq and is a predicted model, not a curated record. NCBI's taxonomy places the organism in Eukaryota, Metazoa, Arthropoda, Insecta, Lepidoptera, Nymphalidae. The transcript has 8 exons. Gene Ontology annotation, cellular component: mitochondrion.